Messenger RNA from Gracilinanus agilis (Agile Gracile Mouse Opossum), 879 nucleotides. Its product is annotated as inactive Rho GTPase-activating protein 11B-like. Gene Ontology annotation, biological process: regulation of DNA-templated transcription. The record is from RefSeq and is a predicted model, not a curated record. NCBI's taxonomy places the organism in Eukaryota, Metazoa, Chordata, Mammalia, Didelphimorphia, Didelphidae.
AUGCGAACCCAGAAGCUUGUGAGGUUGGCGGCACUGCAGCAUCUCCGAACCACCUAUGGUAUAAGGAUCAAGAGCUCUCGAGCGGAGGUAGAAUUCAACUGGCAGGAGUCAGCAAAUGAAGAUAAGGGAAAACUGUUUGGAGUACCAAUUUCUGAACUACCCCACUCAUUUGUUCCAGGAUAUGGAAAUAUUCCAAGCUUUCUUGUUGAUGCUUGCACAUGUUUGGAAAAAUAUGCUCAUAUUGAGGGGCUUUUUAGGAAAUCUGGAUCAUGUAUCUGUCUGAAAGCACUGAGAGCUGAUGAGAAUAUAAUGGAUAGCGGUAAUCUUGCAGUAAUACUUGCUCCAAACCUCUUUCAGUCAAGUGAUGGUCAGGAAAAAAUGUCAGCCAACACAGAAAAAAAACUUCGACUUCAAAGUUUAUCUUAGAAAAGGUUCCAGUCAUUUUGGGUCUUGAUGGAAGUGGUGACAUUCUUGGAUGUGGCUGUAGACUUCACCUGGAGGGAGUGGUGCCUCUUGACCCCUUCCCAGAAGGAGCUGUACAAGGAGGUGAUGCUGGAGAAUAUCCGAAACCUGCUCACUGUGGCACUGACUGACCAGUUGAGAAACAGAAUUGCGAACAAUGAGGAGUACUUGAGUUCUGCAGUGGAAGAGGCACAGACUAACCAGAGUGGACAGUACACGAGGUUUAUAGGAGGUUCAGGGAGUGAGGAGCAGUUCCCAGAGAAGUCAUGCUCUCUUAUCCUGAUCAAAGGGAAGCCCCAUGGAUGCUUGAGCAAGAAGAUGGGAGAAACUGCCAUUCAGGGUAACCCAGGAAUGGGACUAUUACUCAGGUGUAGUGACAGCCAAGGAGAGUCUGUUGAUGCCUGUGAGCAUGAAUAG